This is a messenger RNA of Papaver somniferum (opium poppy), 1227 nucleotides long. Its product is annotated as ribosomal RNA small subunit methyltransferase G-like. Gene Ontology annotation, biological process: rRNA processing. Gene Ontology annotation, molecular function: rRNA (guanine-N7-)-methyltransferase activity. Bases 93 to 1124 code for a protein of 343 amino acids. The transcript is spliced from 8 exons. Gene Ontology annotation, cellular component: cytoplasm; cytosol. The record is from RefSeq and is a predicted model, not a curated record. Lineage: Eukaryota; Viridiplantae; Streptophyta; Magnoliopsida; Ranunculales; Papaveraceae.
UUGAGCCAACUUUAAAACACGUGAGCCGCAGUCCUUAACCCAAACACUAUAAACUCACAAGUGGGGAGAUGUAAGGAGUAGAGCGCGCCAAAAUGUCAAUUUGUUGUAAUUUUAAGAUAUCUACUGUCCUCGCCCGUUCUUAUUCACUUCCGAUUUUCAUCAAACACUUGACGUCCACAAAAACAACAACAACAUUCUACAAUCUAUCUAAUAAGAAAACCCUAACUACUUGCAGAAGUUCAAUCUCUACAAACCACAUUGAAACCCUAACUUCCCCACAGAAAGAGCAGAUUUCUCUUUAUGUUGAUGCUCUUUUGGAAUGGAACCAGAAAAUGAACCUAACCGCUGUUACAGAGAGAAAUGAGGUGAUGGACAGGCAUGUUGAAGAUUCACUUGCAAUAAUCCCUCCAAUCCAGAGUUUUUAUCUCUCUCAUUGCAAUUCUUCAUGUGAUAAUCUCAACCUUGUCGAUGUUGGAAGCGGUGCUGGUCUUCCUGGACUCAUAUUCGCUAUUGCUCGCCCAGAUUGGAAGGUUACACUACUGGAAUCCAUUAAUAAAAGAUGUCUCUUCUUGGAGCAUGCCAUUAGUGUUACUGGGUUGUCGAAUGUGGAAGUUUUACGUGCAAGAGCUGAGUAUUUAGAUCAAGCAAUCCAGUACCGCAGUACUAUUUCUGGGUCUCUAUUUUCUUUCAUUUUGAGCUACCAUAUUUCGUACCUUGAUAUCGGACAGAGUGCUGGCCACAGCCCUGAGUGCAGAGAGGUGUUUGAUGUAGCAGUUGCAAGAGCUGUCGCAGAAAUGCGAGUUUUAGCUGAAUACUGCCUUCCCUUGGUUCGUGUUGGUGGUUUAUUUGUAGCAGCAAAGGGUCAUGAUCCCCAGGAGGAGGUUAAGAAUGCAGAAAAAGCAAUUGGGAUGUUAGGAGCUUCCAUGUUACAGAUGCUCGCAGUGGAAUCACACAGCCCAUAUGGACAAAGAACUGCAGUUUUUUGCUCAAAAGACCGUCUUACUCCGAAGAAGUAUCCACGGGAACCCGGAACUCCAGCUAAGGAAAUUGCUAGCAGAUUCAUCGAAAAGAAACAGAGAAAUGCUAAACCUUCUUGGCAACUACAUUAUGAUAAAGUUUUAUGACCUAAGACAUCUAUUUGUUUGAUACGCCCUAUUUUAAAUUCAAGAUUAACUAAGAUGUUUGAGUUCCUUGACCUUUUCUGCCACUUUUUAAAAUUAUUUUAAA